Molecule: messenger RNA, 1035 nt
Organism: Bacidia gigantensis
Lineage: Eukaryota; Fungi; Ascomycota; Lecanoromycetes; Lecanorales; Ramalinaceae
Exons: 2
Coding region: 1-1035 (344 amino acids)
Biological process (GO): glucose metabolic process; beta-D-galactose catabolic process via UDP-galactose, Leloir pathway
Molecular function (GO): carbohydrate binding; aldose 1-epimerase activity
Source: RefSeq, a predicted model, not a curated record
AUGUCUUCCACAAAAAUCAAACCUAUGUUUAAGUUUCUUCCCCAAGGUGCACUCAUCCAAGACUUCGAAGUUGCAGGCUGCAACAUUGUUCUUGGGUUUCCCGAGGCAGCGCUAUACCAGACUCCAAGUAGUUCUUAUUUCGGUGAGACCAUCGGACGAACAAAUAACAGGAUAGCGAAUGCCAGUAUCGCUGAUGUGAAUGGCAAGACCUAUCAGCUUGCAAGAAACGAUGGGCAUCAUUCCCUGCAUGGUGGUUCAGAGGGAUGGGGAAAGAAACAUUUCAAAGGGCCAUUGUUUGUCACGAGGCACGGUCACGAGAGCAUCCACUUCUCUUUAGUAAGUCCGAAUGGCGACGAAGGAUACCCAGGCACCGUAGAAUGUCGAGUGUGGUACACGUGUGGCGCCGAGAACGGCCAGACCAUUCUCGACAUCGAAUACGAGGUUGAAUUAACAGGAGACGAGUGUGGUGAGACCAUUGUCGGUCUAACCAAUCAUAGCUAUUUCAAUCUAGACCCAAAUGCGCCGACAAUCGCAGGGACCCAAGUCACAUUGACCACAGACCAGCGCCUUGAUACUGAUGCAGACGGCAUACCCACUGGCGACAUAUCAAAGCAUCCCGCAGUCCCUUCAAGUGGCAUACCCUUUACGCUUGGGAAGGACAGUCCAUCGUUCGACGACUGCUUUGUAAUGGAUAAGCCUUCACAGUCUUUCUUGCUCGAUACACGUCUGCAGUCGUUACGCAAAUUGGUUUCAUUGUAUCAGCCCAAUACUGACUUGCACUUGGAGGUAUUGUCCACAGAGCCAGCUUUUCAGCUCUAUACAGGGGAAGGGAUCAACGUUCCUGCACUAUCAACAGCUGAUGGGCAACUCGUGUCACCAAAAGGCCCGAGGGCAGGCGUAGCAAUAGAGCCAGGUCGAUAUGUUGAUGCACAGAGGAAAGAAUGGCGAAGUCAAUGUCUGCUCGAAAAAGGGAGACUUUGGGGUGCUAGGCACAAGUACAGGGCGUGGAAGGGACCACUCGGAUCGGUGGACUGA